Miscanthus lutarioriparius is the source of this 2430-nucleotide messenger RNA. Lineage: Eukaryota; Viridiplantae; Streptophyta; Magnoliopsida; Poales; Poaceae. The record is from the annotation of a GenBank genome assembly.
AUGGGCUGCACGACCUCCCACGACGCCUUCGCCGCCGCGGUCACCUCCUCCACCUCCCGGGCCAGGGCGCCCCGCGCGUCCGCGUCCGGAGGAGACCCCGCUGCGCUGUGCCGCGAGCGCGUGGCGCUCAUCCGCGCCGCGGCCGACCGCCGGUACGCGCUCGCCGCAGCGCACGCCGCCUACUUCCGCUCCCUCGCCGCCGUCGGCGACGCGCUCCGGCGCUUCGCGGCGUCCGCGCUCGCGCCCGCCACGCCCGAGUCCUCCUCGCCGGUGCUCACGCUCCCGCCUUCCCCCGCCAAGCCGGUCGCCAGCGUCCCGCCGUCGCCGUCGUCCUCUUCGUCCACCGUCUCGCCGCUCUCGCACUCCCUCUCCGACGACGACCUCCAUCUCCAUGACCUUGACGACACCAGACACGGAGGUGGCGGCGGCGGGAGCGAGGAGGCGUCGACGUCGACGUCCACGAGGUACCACCACCACUUCAUGAGAAGAUCGUCCACCGUGCCUACCGUUGUGUACGAGGACCCCGACGCCCAGACCCAGUACACCACAGCCGAGCCCAGCUACGGAUACGCCUACGGCGGCGGGUACGGCCACGCCUACGGAAAUGGCUACGGCUACAGCUACGGGCCUCCGUACCCGUACGGACCCUACGGCGUGGUAAUUGCGGGAGAGACCCCGGAGGCGGCGCCGAGGCAUCCUGGGCCGCCGCCUUCACCCCCGACCGCGGAGGCCUCGCCGUGGGAAUUCUUGGACCCGUUCGCACAGUACGACCAGUUCAUGGAAGACUACGCUGGCGGGAAUCUGCCAACCAACAGCCCCAACUACGCCGAGCUGAGGAGGAUGGAGGGGAUCCCGGAGCUUGAGGACGAGGCCGAGUUAGAGAGGAAGGCGGAGAAAUCCAAGCCAUCGACUUCCGGGGUUUCUGAUCAGGACAUCAAGGGGAAGGGACCGAUUCAAGACAAUGCCGCUUCGAACGGCCAUUUUUCUGGUGACAGCAAGCUGCAGAAGAAUGCCACCUCAAAGGGCGAUUCUUCUGGGGGCAAGCUGCAGAGGGAUGCCACUUCAAUCAGCGAUUCUCCUGGUGGCAUGCUGCAGAGGAAGGGAUCGGAACCACCUCCUGGUGGCAAGUUGCAGAGGAAGGGGUCAGAGCCGGCUGCUGAUGCCGAAGGCGAGGGAGGGAAACCAGUGUCCGGGAAUGAUUCCGUGCCAAGCAAUGCCAGCUCGAAAAGCAAAGAAGGGGGAAAAGAACACGAUAUCUCUUCCAGACUGAUGGAUCCGCUAGGCCUUACUGUGUCGACAUCGUCUUGCCUCCCGAAAUCACAUGGCACGAAGUUAAGAGCAUCAAGCAGCAAGGCAAGCACUUCAGCUUCGUCAGGUGCUGGCCGUAGCAAUGGUAUUGACCACCUCUCAUCAACUCUGGAGAAGCUGUGGUUCUGGGAAAAGAAGCUCUAUCAGGAAAUAAAGGAUGAAGAGAAGCUACGGAUGAAGUACGAGAAGUAUUACAGAAGGCUGAAAUCCAUGGAUGAACGAGGCGCUGAAUCAAGUACAAUUGACUCUGUCCAGUUGUCUGUAAGGCAUCUGAAGUCCAAGAUCAGCAUCAACAUGAGUACAGCUAAAGCCUUCUCGUUAAAGAUACAGGAGAUUCGAGAUGAAGAGCUUUACCCUCAACUGGUUGAUCUCAUCCAAAGGUUCAGAAGGUUGUGGAAAGCCGUUCUGGAAUGCCAUGAGAAGCAGCUAUUAGCCAUACAGGACAGUAGAAUUCACCGGCUGAAGGCGAUGACUGUAAGCGAAUCUGGUGUUGCUUCAGAGGCCUCACGGGAUUUGGAACGAGAGCUCACGAAAUGGUACCGUUGCUUCAACAAGUGGAUGAGCUCUCAAAGGUCUUGUGCUGAGGCGCUCAAUGAAUGGUUGAAGAAAUGGAUCCCUGAGGUGCAGGAGGAAGUCACAGCAGAUGGGGCCCCUCCUUUCUCCCCAGGCAAGCUUGGCGCACCACCUGUAUUCAUCAUCUCAAAUGAUUGGUUUCAAGCAAUCGAGAUGGUCUCCAAGAAUGAUGUGCUGAGAGCAAUCGACCAGUUCUCUAAAGUCGUGCAUGAAUUCAAGAAGAGCCAAGAAGAUGAGCAGCGACAGAAGCGGAAAGCCGAUCACGCUUCCAAAGAUUACAACAGAAAUUGUAAGGAUUUGGAGAUAGAACUUGGUCUGAGUACCAUGGAGAAUCCUCGCUACAGCCAUGACAACCGUGUAAUGGACUUGGAAAAGUUGAGGAAAAGAAGAGACGAGGAGAGCACUAGGCAUGACAAGACCCUGAGUCAUGCUCACGUCGCAGCUUCAGCUACUCUGCCUAUUGGUUUGGUCCCUGUGCUGCAACAUAUCACCAGCUUCUUUCAGAGAAAUCAACAGGUCUAUAUGCAAAUCAGAAUCCAAGGCGCCUGA